Messenger RNA from Lymnaea stagnalis (great pond snail), 5267 nucleotides. The record is from the annotation of a GenBank genome assembly. Lineage: Eukaryota; Metazoa; Mollusca; Gastropoda; Lymnaeidae.
GGUUGUUCUCCCAGGCAUUGUGCAGAUGGACAAAGUCUCCAAUCUAAACAAGUGGCUGGCGGGAAGAAAGGGUAAAAGGAGCUUGGACCAAGAUGAGUGGAUUUCAAUAGAGGAACUUAUUCCAGGUAAUGUAUUUUAAUUGAACACGUGUUCCUGGCUCCUGGCACUUGUAUUAUGAAAAAUUACAACAACAACAAGUGUUAAAAUACAAAAACCUGGUUUGGUGUAUGGUAACAAUCGUCACCAGUAAGGAAUGAAUAGAGUUAAAGAAAUAGCAUCUCUUGACCUGGGAUCAGUUUAAAGGAUUACUGGGUUCAGCUCAAUGAGUCACUGGGGGUCAGUUUAAGGGGUUACAUGGGUCAGUUUACGGGGUUCUGUGGUCAGCUUAUUCGGUUUCUGGGGUCAAUUUAUUAGGUUACUGGGGACAUUUUAAGGCGUUACUUGGGUCAGUUAAGGUGUCACUGGUCAGUUUAAAGGGUCAUUUAUUAAUGUGCGUAUUAUGUUUCUGGGGUCUUGUAAUAGGUUACUGUGGUCGGUUUAGGGUGUUACUGGGGUCAAUUAUAGUGUUACUGUUGUCAGUUAGGAUGUUACUGAGGUCAUUGUAAUGGGUUACUGGGGUCAGUUCAAGGCAUUCCUGGGGUUAUUUAAGGUGCUACUGGGGUCAGUUAAGGUGCUAUUGGUUAAUACAUACAUGUUCCUUAAAACCUAGAUUGCGAAAUACUGUAAACAUUCAAUAAAAUAACACAUUAUAAUAAAUACCACUAUUAUAUGAGCAAAUUAUUUAAUUUAUGUCUGUUACUGUCUUGUUCGUUUAAUAAACUUGCAAUUGAAAUAAAAAUGGUUAUCUUCCAUCACAGGUGACAUGGUGCGUUAUUGCCCCUGGACAUUUGAACACCACACGGAAGAUUACGUGGAGUCAGAACACUUACAGGCAUUCUCACACUUCACCUUCAUGCACACCAACGGAUCUCUUGUGGCCUGCGACUUUCAGGGGGUUUGUGAGAGGAAAAACUCAACUCCCCGCUACAUCUUCACCGACUCCACCAUCCACUCCAGAUGCAAACUGUACGGUCUCUUCGACAAAGGGGAAUACGGCAUUACCGAGUUUUUCAAAUUGCACAAAUGCUCAAACAUUUGUAAAAAAUGGCCGAAACCCACCCCACUGACUCCACCCCCAUCUUUUGAGGAAGCGUGCGCAGCACAGAGACUCCAUCUUGCAUCGGCUCCAACAUUUGAAAACAUUGUUUUUCCGGCCAGGAGCUUAAGCAAUAUUAUAUUAGACGAUGAAAUCCAUCAAGUUAGUCCUACAACAAGACAGGCGACUGGCAGUAGGAGAAGACAUCAAAGUGACCACCAGACAAGAGUGCACAUAAUAGCGCAGACGGAACGGCAGACUACAAUCAGCCAUCGCCACAGACGGCGCUCCAGUAGCUUAUACGACAAUGUAUCCUGUUUAACAGAUACGAGCAACGUGAGUAACGAGUCCCAGCCACCAGCUUAUGACAGUCUGGUGGCAACACAAGAACGCCCCACGGCGUUCUCACUGGACCACAAUCGACCCCCGAGCUUACAUGACAACACCCACGGCCACCACGCUGUCCUGUCCAAUUCUUCAAGCUGCCCGCUCCUUGAAACAGCACAAGGUCACCAUGAAAGACCUCCCAGGCAAGCGUUGGGUCGUAGCGCCACCUGUGAUGAGGUGGAUUCAACCCGACACUCGACACCAGGGCUAACUUUUGAGGAAAGCAGAGUUAGGAGUUGGAGCGAAAACGUGAUAAACCCCAAUCUUCAGCAGAGGAGGAUAAUGAAUCUUUAUGCAUGCCAGAGGGAAGGGGGUAGGGAGCAGAUCGUUUACCUCCGUGGUCUACAAAAUGAACUACCCCCUUUAAUAGUUCCAUCUGCCCCAAGAAAUCCAGGAGAAUAUUUGAACGAUACAUAAAAAAUAUUGGGAAUUAUAUUUCCUAAAUAAUUAAACAAUCAAAUAUUUCAUAUUUUUUACGCUGCCCCAAUAGCUAUUUACUUAUAAUAGCUUGCUAUAAUUUAAAUGAAAAUCUCAACAAAGUAUAAAACGUAAUGCAUGGUUAGAGGUUAAUGCUGGUGAAACUUUUGGUUAGAGAUUAAUGCUGGUGAAACUUUUGGUUAGACUAGAGGUUAAUGCUGGUGAAACUUUUGGUUAGAGAUUAAUGCUGGUGAAACUUUGUAAUAUUUUCCUAGAAAUCAGCAUCAAUCUCUAAACGUAAUGUGUAAAUGAAAUGUAAUUAAGUCAAAGUUUGUUCCAUUUAUUUAAAAGCAUAAUAACCUUUUUUUUUUCAAAUCAAAUAAAUUAUAACCAACUGGACUUAAGCUAGACAUGUACACAUCUAUAUAUCUUGGACUAUGUAAAUGACAACUUUAUUUUUAAGUGAAACUGAAUGUAUAUUUUUACACAAAGUUUUGAUCUGGGUCAUUCUGUUUGACAGUGCAUCUUCUUGCUUUUAUUUUUGUUUUAAAACAUUAUACUUAUACAACAGUUCUCAAGUUAAACACUGGAAACAAGACAGUAUUCAAGGUUUCAUAAAAAAAACUGAAACAGCAAUAUAUUGCAUGAGUCAAUUACAUUAAAUAUUACUGCCCUGAUUCACUGCCAUCAUGUCUAAGUCAUAAUUUUCUAAUAUGGUAUUGUUUUUGUUUUUUUGUUGGGUUUUUUUCAAAAUAAAUUUUUCUGAUAAAUAAUGGGUAUACUGUAUCUGGAUUGCUCAUCUUAUAUUGACCAGAUGGAUGAUAGCUAAGUGCAGUUGUCCAAUAACUGUUUUAGUCAUGCCAUUAGCUCAUUAGCAACAUCUUUGCAGCUCAUCUUGAUGGUAUUAACCAGACCAUUGAUUAUAAUCCCCAUUCCCAUACACUAAUUUGACACGAAUUAUAUCAACAAGUCAACAAGGGCAUUUUUUAAAAUGAAUGUGUAAAUAUAUGAAUCUCAAAUAUGAUGAUGACUAAUUGUACAAAUAAAAAUCAAAUCAUCUUCAUCUUAUGGGGCAUUUCGAAAGUACUUCAUUGUUAAGUUUGUGAAUAGCACACUUGGGGAGAAAAAAAAAACUCUUUGAGCAUGACCAGAGGCAACUUUUUUAUCAUGGAAUGUUUAUUGUUAGAAAAUAUUUUGAUCAGUAUUGACAUACAUUUAUAUUUAUUUCAAAUAAGAUGGGAACAUACAUUACAAAAUAUUUAUGCUUAUUUUCACGUAUUCAUUUGUUCAUUUUUACAUCCUUCACCAAAAUUAAGUCUUAUUUGAUUAUAUCAUCAGGCCUAAUGUUUUGUUUUUAAAAUUUAUAUGAAACAGAGGAAUCGUGGAUCAUAUUCAAUAAUAUUCAUUGUAUAUUUGAGCUUUGUGUUUUUCUCUAAUUUAAUUAAGAAGUCAUUUAAAUUAAAUAAACUCAGGUUUUUUUACGGCACAAGCACAAUUCUAAAACAGCUCAAAUAUUGCAACAAAGGUAUGUUAAUACAAUUUAGUGCCAAUAAGUCAAUAUUUUUUAACACUCCAAACCUUGAAAGUUUUAUUCACAUUACAUUACAAACAUUCACAUAAAUUUAAAUAUGAGGACUAGAAAAAGGAUAAACUAUAAACAGAAAAAAAUUGCUUAAGGGAAUCAAAGAGAGAAAACAAUAACAUAAAAUAGCGUUAAAAAUUGUAUUACCUCUCUUCUCAAUUUACUACAUCACACAAAUAUUUGUUUACUUUAUUUACUACUCCCACCCUCAUUCAGCUCACUUGUGCCAUUAUUUAUUUUUUUUAAUAUCGUUCAUGGAGUUAAAUAAUGUUUUAAAAAAUCCUUGCAGCCUCAUAACUUAUAUUUUUCUACAGUUAGCUUUAAAUUAUAAAUUACUAAUGAAACAUUUUUAGAGUGACAUUGUGAUUGACAUUUUUAGAUAAAUUAUAAUUUCACCGACUUUGUGCACGCCAUUAUUUUCAUAGCAAAUUUAUGAGUGGGUCACACAUUAUUUUCAUAGCAAAUUUAUGAGUGGGUCACACACUGUUUCAGUCAAAGUUGUUGAGUUUAACUCAAAGAUUAUAUUAAUUUGGCAAUGGAUGUAAAUACUGGUACAGUAUCUUGAGGAUUAUUGAAAUUAUGUAAACUUAAAAAUCUGUGAAAGUUUGCAAUAGUUGAGUCUCUUCAGUGUUAUGGAGCCUAGGAGUACCAUAAAUAUAUAUAGGCCUAUAUAAAUUAUAAAGUGUUCUUAUUUUUUUCUUCCCUAGUCUAAGACUAAAUAAACAGAAGCUUCCUUAAUUUAAAAUAUUCACUCAAGUUUUUGCAAAAUUUGUAUUUAGCUGCUGUUUUUUAAUAAAUCAUUAAUUUAAUGCACUCGAAAAAAAGUAUUUUACAUUUUAUUUUUUAUAGAAAAGAGUAAACCUCUCAGAUUGUAACUCAAACUUGACACAAAAUGGUAUGUUUCCUUAUAAAAAUUAAAGCUGCAAUAUUUAAAAGCAGCAAAAAUAUUUUGUCACACGUGACAAUCAUUGCAAAUGUAUCACUCAUGUUUCCCAAAGUGAAUCAAAUAUACCUUUUUUUUUUUUUUUAAAUAUUUAAUUCUCAAACUGUUACCAGCUUAAUAAUUUAUUUUCCCACAAUGAAAAAUAUAUUUUAAUUUUUGUCUUUCCAUUGCUUUUGGCUUUUAGAAAAUAAUUGAAAAUGAAUCAAAUAUACCUUUUUUUUUUUUUUUAAAUAUUUAAUUCUCAAACUGUUACCAGCUUAAUAAUGUAUUUUCCAACAAUGAAAAAUAUAUUUUAAUUUUUGUCUUUCCAUUGCUUUUGGCUUUUAGAAAAUAAUUGAAGACAGUAAGUUUUGGCUUUGAGUAAUUUUUUUUUACAUUAUGGCAUUACUAAAAACUCUAGAUCUAAUCAUUUUUAUUCCAUUUUUUUAAAGCAUUUAUAUUAUUUUUUUUUUUUUUUUAAAUACUGUAAACAAUAAAAUCAUUGGUAAGUAGGGCCUACCUGUGAAAAUAUAAGUGAAUUUUGAAUGCAUUAAUGCAAUCAAAAAUGUUGUGUGCCCUCUUGUGUGACACAAGUCUGUGACUAAUCAAAGUUAUAGUAAUAUUGAAAUUUUGAAAGUAAUGAAAGGCUCAAUAAAAAGAAAAUCAUUUAAUUGAGACAUAAAUAUUGCUGUAUUUUUUAAGUUUCCGACAUGGUACAAAAACAUGCCUAUGCCAUUUAUGCCUGAAAGAUAGAAUGAAAGAGUUGAACUAUGACAAGGUCAAAGGAUAAUUUAAAAGUUUGAUUGUUUCAAUGUUAAAAUUAU